Trematomus bernacchii (emerald rockcod) is the source of this 601-nucleotide messenger RNA. RefSeq names its product major intrinsically disordered NOTCH2-binding receptor 1-like. The transcript is spliced from 3 exons. Lineage: Eukaryota; Metazoa; Chordata; Actinopteri; Perciformes; Nototheniidae. The record is from RefSeq and is a predicted model, not a curated record. The coding region runs from base 1 to 579 and encodes 192 amino acids.
AUGGACUUCUCCGCUCUGCCCAACACCAACCACCCUCAGAGGUUCCUGCAGCUGGACGUGGGCAUGCUGCCGGCCUCACACGGGAUGUUCCAGAUCGGGGCGGUGCUGAGCAGCCAGAGGCACUGGAGCAACAGAGUCUACUCUCAGAAGAGGGACCCCAGGCCGAGCCGCCCCCCCUCCCCAGAAGCCUCUCCUGUGGUGUUUGAUGCCAGAUACCUGGAGAAACACAUCACACCCGUCACCCUGAAGUCCAACAUCAAGAGGAACCCUCUGUACACGGACAUCAGACCCGUGGAAGAGUACGACAACAAGAAGACCAAGCCCUCCUGGACGGUGAAGGAGUUCGACACGCAAACAAUCCACGGAAACCUGGAGGGGUAUUUAAAGAAGACGGCUAAAGACCUGGACUUCUGGCUGGAGGAUCUCUACACACCGGGGUUCGACUCGUUACUGAAGAAGAAGGAAGCCGAACACAAAAGAAAAAGACUCUGCAAAAUACUCUCUGUGUUCCUCCUGUGUGUCGGUGCGGUGCUCAUCGUUAUCAUAGUGCCAGUGUUGGUUCUGCAGAAGAAAGGCUGAUUAAAGAGGAUAUUUAUAAGGA